CGGCGAAAGCACGCCCGCAUCGCGCUAUACGCCACGCGGCAUGCACAGGAACCGAAUCGAGAGAACCGCGUCCAAGCGAUGGCGGGGCUCCGUGAGGCGGAUCGUCGCCGCUACCAUUUAUAACCUUUCCUGCUUCACACACGGCUGCAGCACUGGCUGGGUGUCCGGGGUACUAGGAGAUGAGGCGCUGACUGGAGGCGCGUGGCUGGCCGCGCUGCCGUGUCUGGUGGCUCUACCAGCUGCACCGUUCUUCGCUGUGCUGGCUGACGCUAGAGGCAGGAAGGCUGGCGCUCUGUGCGUGUGUGUAAGCUUUAUUCUGAGCUGUUCCCUCGCAGCAUGGUGCGGGCCGCGCGGCGUGUGGGCGGCGCGAGCGGCGGCGGGCGCGGGCGGCGCGGGCGCAUUAGCGCUGGCGCCACUCUACUGCGCAGAGAUCGCGCCACGGACCCGGGGGCUGGCGGCCAUGCCGGCUUUGGCUUGCAGCAGUGGCAUUCUAUUCGCAUACGCAGCGGGAGGUAUGCUGUCUGCGCAUGGUCUUUCGUUGUCGAUGGCGGUGCCACCAGCUGUUUUACUGGUGUCUCUGCUCUGGUUGCCCGAGACUCCCUCCUUCCUCAUCAGCGUUGGGAGGAUGCAGGAUGCAGCCAAAGUAAUGUGCUGGUUCGACGGGUCUGACUUCCAAGAGGACCUGACAGACGUGAUUGAGCAGCAGGAGGUCCGUAUCAGGACCUCUGACGGCUAUGGGAGGAAAGACAUGCGGCGGCAGGACUCCGACACCUUCCAACCCAUGCUGAAGAGAGUCAGUGGACUUGACUCCACUUCUGAUCGGAGGAGUGAGCAGUCCGCUUGCAGGGAACUUUUCCGUCACAGGCGCUCACGCCGCGCGCUGCUGUCGUGCGUGGUGGUGGUGUGUGCGGCGGCCGGCAGCGGCGCGGGCGCAGUCAACAGCUUCGCGGCCGCCGUGCUGCGACACUCCGCGCACACGGUGCCGCAUCUCAACCUCACUGUCUAUAACUAUACUAUUUAUAACGGGACUACUCCUCGGGCCCUGUUUGAGACAUCAGAAGCUGGCUCCAUGUUGUGUGGGACGGCGUUGGUGCUUGGUGCUGCUGUAGCCACUGUUACUGUGGACAAACUUGGCAGAAAGAUGCUACUCCUGUGGUCUUGCUCAGGCAUUGCCUGUUGCCUGGCCAUUCUGGGCGUCUACUGCGACCCUCGCCUCCGCCUACAGUCCCUAUACUCCCACCGCCUAUGGCCUUACAAAAGAUCCACCAUCAAGGACAGAACUCUUGACAACCUCAACUUGACAUACCAGGAUACCACUAAGAAUGUAUCUAAUGGUGAUAUUGGAAAGCCGUGGUAUAGGAUUGGCGUGAAAAAUGAUAGUUCUGGAGUCAAUGAUGUUACGAUGUCAAAACACGAGAGGAGCGAAGAAGACGACGCGAUGAUUUGGGCGCCCGUUACGCUACUUUCCAUGGUGUUGUUUUUGUACAACAUUGGAUUGGGAUCAGUGCCUUAUGUGCUUAUAUCGGAAUUGUUUUCUAUCAAUGUCCGCAGUCUAGCCUCAAGCUUACUUAUCUCCUGGAUGUGGCUCAGCAAUUUCCUUCUUCUACGCUACUAUGGCCCUAUGGCCGUCUCGCUCGGACUUCACAGCGUCUACUAUAUAUCUGCCUCUGUCACACUCCUGGGCGCCGCAUACAUAUACUUCGUAAUACCAGAGACAAAAGGAAAAUCUCAAGGGCAAAUACAGGAAGAGCUAGAUAGGCCACUAAUAGGCAAGAAAAAGAGGAAGACAGAAGAAACGCGAUGACAGUCGUUAGCAGGUAUACUGAUGGUGUUCAUACUGUUUUAAAUGUCGACGUGUGAAUCGUUUGCCGUGUUCUGUGGCCCUGGGGGUCAAAAAGGCCGCAAUGAAGCAAUUUACCUAAAAAGCAAUAUUGCUAUUUGUCAUUUCUUGAAAUUGCACACAUACUGUUAUAUGUGCAAAUGUCAAACUACAAUUUGAGAUGAAUUGCCUUUAUGUGGCCUAUUUAGACACCCUGGUAUCUGGUGCCGAGUUACGUAAUAAGAGUGUCAAAGAGAACGCCAAUUUUUUCUAGUGGAAACCAAUAUGACAGUUUUGAGUGUGAGGUCUUUUGUCGAUAUUCUGAAACGGUUACUUUCAGCUGUCACGAUUUUAAUAUAAGCCUUUACUCACUAUUGAGUAAACUCCGACAGGAACCCCCCCUUCAUUUUUGUGGAAAAAGAUUAUCGUCGUAAACAGCAUAUUAGAAAUAUUUUUGGCAUUCCAUCAUUGGUGAUUGUAUCAUUUAAUUUAUCUUGGAUCCCUUUUUUUGGGUGCAUUAUCGUAAAUACUGAUGUUCUGAUAAAUAUUACAAUAAUAUAUCUCUAUCUCUUUUGCUCCUCUCUAUCUUUAAGAAUACUAAUAUCAAAAUGAAACUUUGUGACUUAAAGAAAUCAAUAGAAAAGUAUUUAUUAAGCAAUUGUGUCCAUAACAUAUCGUAACAUAAGGACAGAGAGUCUAAAAGGCUACAUUGAAGCAAUUCAUCUAAAAAACCUAAACUGCAAUUUUACUUUUCAUAAAAGUAAGUGCGCGAUGACAACAAUUUUCAAAUAGCAAUUUUGCUUUUUAUAUGAAUUGCUUCUUCAAACCCCCAGAUUUAUCUUUCGAAAACAUUUCAAAAAUGCUCAACUUCAGGAGUUUGAAAGAAGAAUGAUUGUAUAACAAAAUGAAUGUAUAGUAUAUAUAUUUAUAUAUGUGUUGAUAUGAUAAAAUUACGUAUUUAUAGCCCCAAAAUUAUAACACCAAUAAUAUUAUUCCUAGUUAGUAAAGUAUUACCAAAAUAUGGUAAUAAAAAAGAAGAAUGGCAACCCUGCGUUGUUAAUUUCAAAGAACUACGUAACUGGGUAAUAAAUGGAAAUGAUACUAGAGAAAAUAUUUACAUACUUACUUACUUUCUGAUGCUGAUUUCAAUAUAUCUGUAUAUCUAAUUUUAUUUUAAGUUAUACCUGUCAUUUUCUUAUCCACCGAAAGAGAAAGAGACGGACCAUUAACACCUGUUAAUUUUAAAAUUAAUAACCCGUGGAAUAAAAUAGACAUCUCGCUAAUGUGCAACCCGUUUGACGUGUGCACUUAAUUUUGUCGGGUUAUUAUUAACAUGUAGGCGGUCUAUCACCCGUCUCUUUCCCUUUCAGCUGAUAAGAAAAUGACAGGUAUAACUUAAAAUAAAUUUAGAUGGUGUAUUCUAGAAUCAGCACCAAUAUAUUAUCAAUAUUUUCUCUAAACUUUAAAUCAAAUAGUGACUGCAGAA
Messenger RNA from Pectinophora gossypiella (pink bollworm), 3305 nucleotides. RefSeq lists its product as uncharacterized. NCBI's taxonomy places the organism in Eukaryota, Metazoa, Arthropoda, Insecta, Lepidoptera, Gelechiidae. The transcript is spliced from 11 exons. The coding region runs from base 41 to 1804 and encodes 587 amino acids. Gene Ontology annotation, molecular function: transmembrane transporter activity. Gene Ontology annotation, cellular component: membrane. Gene Ontology annotation, biological process: transmembrane transport. The record is from RefSeq and is a predicted model, not a curated record.